AUGCGGUCCUCGGCAUCCAUCGCGGCGGUGGCCCUCGCCCUGCUGCAGGGUACCAACGCCAUGAACGCGGCCAUUCAACGCAAGCUUAAUUUGCUUGCCGAUAUGGGCAUGAAUCCAGAUGGCUCAGCAAUGGCCACUUUCUCAGACGACGCCGAAAACAGUGCUAUCGAUACCUCGGCUUUCAAGUCCCUCAAGAUCGCGACUACGGCAGACAGCCCGGCUGUGUUUGCCGCCGUAAAAGCCGCAAACAUCACUCCGGAAUACGUCGAGCUGCCAAUCGACCACUUCGCCUACAAGAAAAAUCAGGAUUCUUCGUACCAAGGCACCUACUUCAACAGAUACUGGGUCAGCACGAGUGGCUACAAGCCCGGCGGUCCCGUCUUCCUCUAUGACACAGGCGAGGCAGAUGCAGAGCCGGGUGCGUUGACUAGGCUGCAAAACGAAACCAGCUUUUUCAAGCAGCUCGUCGAUGAGUAUGGCGGUAUCGGUAUCGUGUGGGAGCACCGCUUCUACGGAAACUCAACCCCCACGCCCAUCGACCUCAACACGCCAGCCGAGGCAUUCGAAUUCUUAAACACGGAGCAGUCACUUGCAGAUGUUGACAGCUUUGCUAAGCAGUUCAGCAGGAAGGGUAUCAAUGCUACGCUCACCCCCGACAAGACUCCUUGGGUUUUCGUUGGUGGUUCGUACCCCGGUAUGAGGGCCGCUUUCAUGCGCAACAUGUACCCUGAUACCAUCCACGCAUCUUGGGCCUCGUCAGCUCCCGUUGAAGCUUCCGUUGACCAAAGCUUCUACUUCUCCCCUGUGUACCGGGGUAUGAACGCCAAGGGCUUCGGAAACUGCACGAAGGAUAUCCACGCUGCUAUCAACUACAUGGACAACAUCAUGGACACGGACCCGCGCGCAACCGCCAAGCUCAAGGAGCAGUUCCUUGGGCUUGGAGCUGCCAACAACUCUAACCCUACGUUUGCCGAUGCUCUUACGACUAUCUUCUACCUAUGGCAGUCUUAUGGUAUGGAAGGUGGAGCGAUGGGCCUCCGCCGCUUCUGCGACUACAUCGAGACAGACCCCAAGACCAACACGACGGCUCCUGCGGAGGGCUGGUCCAAGAGCAAGGGCGCAAAGUGGACGACGGAUCGAUGGGCGAGCUACCCAGUCUUUGCUGACAACACGAACGGGUUCAUGGAAACCGAAUGCUCGGGCAAGAUGAACGUGACUGGCAACUGUGAUUUGAACCGCAGAUUCACGGACCCUGCCUCGAUUUCUUGGACCUGGCAGUACUGCACACAGUGGGGAUACUUCCAAUCCGCCAACCUUGGCCCCCAGCAACUCGUCUCCAAGUACAACUCACUCCAACACCAACAUGACAUCUGCCACCGCCAAUUCCCCAACGCUCCCAAGUCCCUCUUCCCUGAGUGGCCAAACACUGCCCGCACCAACAAGAUCUUCGGAGGCUGGGAUAUCCGUCCCUCAAACACUUACUGGUCCAACGGUGAAUUCGACCCAUGGCGCACUCUCUCCCCUGCUUCCGCUGAGCCCUUUGCCCCCAAGGGCGUCCAAGUUAUCCAGGAUGUGCCCAAGUGUGGAAAGAAGACUAGCAGGAACGAGCUGUUUGGCUUGGUCCUCAAGGAUGCGCAGCAUUGCUAUGACUUCAGGACGACGGGUUCCACCGUCCCUGAUGGACCCGUUAGUCGGACGUUGUUCAGGAAAGCGCUAAGCGAGUGGCUGCAGUGCUACAAGCCAAAGAAAGGCCAAUCGAAGCCGUGGAACGCCUAG
Messenger RNA from Alternaria rosae, 1776 nucleotides. RefSeq names its product serine carboxypeptidase S28-domain-containing protein. The transcript has 2 exons. Gene Ontology annotation, molecular function: dipeptidyl-peptidase activity; serine-type exopeptidase activity. The record is from RefSeq and is a predicted model, not a curated record. Gene Ontology annotation, biological process: proteolysis. Lineage: Eukaryota; Fungi; Ascomycota; Dothideomycetes; Pleosporales; Pleosporaceae. Bases 1 to 1776 code for a protein of 591 amino acids.